Messenger RNA from Racocetra persica, 1423 nucleotides. Lineage: Eukaryota; Fungi; Glomeromycota; Glomeromycetes; Diversisporales; Gigasporaceae. The record is from the annotation of a GenBank genome assembly.
AUGGGAUUUGUUAGUAAGAUACUUCGUAAAGUAUUCUCAGUAAAGCAUCAAGGUGAUGCGGAAAUAACGGAACGAUCAAUUAACGGUAUAACUACCAAUGACGGCGAUGGUACGAACAAUUAUAAUAACAAUCAAGAUAAUAGUCUUGUAUUAGGAAGGAACAUAACAUCCGUAAAUACGCCUGACCGAACAAGCACCGGUGCACGUCGGGAUUGGCGCAGUGGUUAUAAGCAAAUUGAUGAACUUGUACACGAAAUGAGAUUGGAAUAUCCUAAUCCCACGCAGCAUCUAAUGUGGAUUCCUUUUAAUGAAUUUAUAAAAUGCAAACAGAUUGAUUGUGGUGGGUUUUCUACUAUAUACGAAGCGACUUGGAUAACUGCCGGACAAACAAUUGCAUUGAAAUGUUUAAAAGACUCUCAAGACAUAAGAGAAUUCAUGAUGGUUACCCAAUAUGCACCCUUUGGAGAUUUAUAUACAUAUCUUCAAAAACAUAAAAGAUUGACUUGGAAGGAAAAGAUUCAAAUAAUUAAGCAGAUCACACGUGCACUUGGAGAAAUGCAUAAAAGAGAUCUUAUUCAUGGUGAUUUGCAUAGUGGUAAUAUUAUGAACAUUGAUCGAACACAUUUUGUCCUUGGAGAUGUUGGACUUUGUGGGCCUGCUGGUAGACUUGCCCAUUUAGUAAAGGAUAUAUGCAAUCGAAGAAGACCUCCAAUUACAUUUGGUACGCCGUCAUUUUAUUCAGAACUUAUGACAGCUUGCUGGGACGAUAAUCCGCUAAAUCGUCCAGAUGCUGCAGAAAUUUCAAAAACCAUUUAUCACUGGCUGGUAGACGAUUCACUUGAUAAGUGCAUGCGAAGAAAUAGCUAUAAAUCGCGUUUCGGGAAGCUUCAUAAUAAAAAAGUGACACAUCCGGGAGCAGUGUAUCACAGUCGAUUAUUAGAUUUUAAAGAAAUAAAAGAAAUGCGGCUUCGGCAGUAUCUCUCGUUAAAUCUUCCGCGUUCAAUUUAUGAAAUUUAUGAUCAAGAUAUUAUGGAAGAAUUGCUACAAUCACAAAGUGAUACAGACAAUCAAUCACAGCCUUCGCAAGAUGUAACAAACAACUUGCAGCCUUCACGAGAUGAUCACAACCAUUUACCGACUUCACGAAAUACUUAUAACUUUACAUCAAAUACACGAAGUUCAUAUACAACAAAAUACUCAAGAUCAAAAGAAACUUAUAAAAUCUCAUCACCAACUAGAGAUAUUUAUAGUUUUUUACCACCAACACCCAAACAAUAUAAUGGAUCCACUACUAAUAUAUCAAAAUCACUUGAAACUGAACACUCAGAAACAUUAGGUCGUCAAAAUGCCAUGAGUGUAUUUAUACCGGAAGAUGACAUCCAAACAUUACAAACAUUUUGGGCACUCGAAGGAGCUAAUUCAA